AUGGACCCGUGUCAGUAUCAAGAAAUAGAAUGCAAUACUGCUCACAACGAAGACCGGAAGCAAGUAAUUAAAUCUGCGUUAAAACAGACUCUAAUAGCCAGUGUCAGCUGGACACACUUCUUCUUGGCCGGCUUGUGUGUCGGGUCACCGACAGUCAUAAUACCACAGUUGAGAAAAGAAGAAAACUCGACGAUCAUCAUCGAUGAUGAAAUGGGGUCAUGGCUGUAUUCUACGGGCGGCUUCGCAAUUUACCCGUGGAUAUUCAUUUUACCGCUUUUUACAAAACAGUACGGUCGAAAAAUCUCUCAAACGGUGACGUCAGUAGUCUCACUGACAAUUUUUAUUAUAUUGUACUUCAGUACAAACCCUUACCACAUACUAAUUUCCGAAGUAUUUCAAGGUUUUUUGUCUGGAGGAAACAUGACGAUAAGGAUUCUGAUACUCGCAGAGUACGCGUCAAUAAAGUACCGUGGAGCAUUCUUAGCUAUCAAAGCGGCUUCUUUCUUUUGGGGUAUAUGGUUUUCAAAUGCGAUUGGCACUUUUUUCUACUGGAAAAAUAUAGCUAUAUUUGGUAUUAUAUGUAGCCUGUAUACGUUUAUUUUUGUUUUCUGUCCGGAAUCGCCAUAUUGGCUGGCGAGUAAAGGCAGAAUUGAAGAAUGUAAAAAAUCGCAUCGAUGGCUGUAUGGUUGUAAUAAACGAACGGAAAAGGAAGUACAGGAAAUUAUAGAUUCUUAUAAAAGAAACGCUGAAAAAAUUGGUUUUAUUGAAAUGUGUAAAAGUAAAGAGUUCUACAAGCCUUUAAUUUUGUCUGUUUUGGCAGUUAUACAAUAUAAUUUUUCAGGGAAAGUUGUGUGUAGUUUGUAUAUUUUAGAUAUUUUUAAGAGUAUCACUCGUAAAGAAUCGACAGCAUACAUUGUAAUGCUCAUUUUAGAUGGCGUUACAGUUUUUGGAAUGUAUUUCGGUUCACUUUUGUCGCGGUUUUUGAAACGUCGGACGCUGUACUUUUGCUCUUCGUUCAUGGGUGUCAUUUUUCUAUUUAUUAUAUCAUUUUAUUUAUACUUAGUCAGAUUUUCUGUAGUAACCGAAAACAAUUAUGUGACUAUAGCUUUGUUAGUAAUUUACUCAAUGUCUCUAAGUUGCGGACCAUUGAUAUUAAGUGCCGCUAUUUACGGCGAACUGAUUCCUAUAAAAUUUCAAGCGACCUCCUACAUAUUUACAGGAUUGACAUUUACCAUAUGUUUUUCGAUGUUAUUGAAAUUAACGCCAGUUAUGUUCGCAUCGUUUGGUAUGCACGGUACUUUCCUGUUCUAUGGUGUAACAUGCGGCUUAUGUACCAUAUACUUAUACGUAAAUAUGCCAGAAACUAAAAAUAAAACUCACGAAGGGAUAGCGAUGUUUUUCAGAGGUGAAAAUAAUAAAUUAGAAGAAAUGAUAAGCCUCAAAUGAGUUCGUUAUGUUCUGCAUUAAAAUAGACAAUAUAGUGGUAAUAAGUAGUAGCAGUAGUAUUAAUUAUGUAUAUGCUUAAGUUUGAUAAAAAAAGACGAUUCAAAACAAUAAA
Messenger RNA from Melitaea cinxia (Glanville fritillary), 1558 nucleotides. Its product is annotated as facilitated trehalose transporter Tret1-like. NCBI's taxonomy places the organism in Eukaryota, Metazoa, Arthropoda, Insecta, Lepidoptera, Nymphalidae. The transcript is spliced from 3 exons. The record is from RefSeq and is a predicted model, not a curated record. Bases 1 to 1446 code for a protein of 481 amino acids. Gene Ontology annotation, cellular component: membrane. Gene Ontology annotation, biological process: transmembrane transport. Gene Ontology annotation, molecular function: transmembrane transporter activity.